Messenger RNA from Chara braunii, 3160 nucleotides. Lineage: Eukaryota; Viridiplantae; Streptophyta; Charophyceae; Charales; Characeae. The record is from the annotation of a GenBank genome assembly.
AGCUAGCCCUCAAAUCCUUUGAAGAAGAAGAUCCUUGCGGAGAUAAGGAUGUUUAGUGGACGAUGGAGUUGGCGCUGGCCAGUUCGCAUAGUCUGGUGGAAGACAUGAGGACGAUCGAGGAAGGACCAGGCCACGUAGAACGGCAUGAGGAUCUGAUGGGAGGAAUGUAUCUCCUCGUCAACACGCUACUGCAGGAAAGCCUCGACCAGUCAGGCUCGUUAAACCCGGCAGGGAAUGUGGACGAAGUGUCCGAGAGCCAGGACGACGAGUUCGAGGAGGGGGAGAUUAAGGAGGCCUUUCGCGCAGAAGAGUAUGAUGGGAUUUACCUAGAGUUGGGGCUUCUCUUGUCUUGCGAGAUGCGACUAGGGGAUGCAAGCGAUAGGGCUCAGAGGAUGAUGCAGCGCUACUUAGUGCGAGACUGUCACCUUUUCGUAAGAAGAGACGUGGAAAAUCCCAGGAGAGUUGUCUGCGGUAGGAACCGCCAGAUUGACAUCGUAGCAACACUACAUUAUGGCAUUGCAGGAGAGCAUCAAGGGGUACAAGCCACGUAUGCCAAGAUAAGUGAGUUGUACUACUGGGAUGGGAUGAUGAACAUGGCCGGGAAAUUUUGUCGAUCCUGCGUACCCUGCCAGGAGAGAUCCCGUUUAAGGCAAGGAGAGCCGCUGCAUCCAAGGCUAAAGCGAGAGGUGGGGGCUGUAGUGCAUCUCGAUCUACUUUUCAUGCCGCUUGGGGAUCAGGGUUAUAACUACAUCUUCGAUGCGCGCGAUAACCUGUCUGGCUUCGUAGAUGGUCGUGCCAUUCGUACCAAGACUGGUUCAAUUUUGGUUAGCUGGAUCGAAGAGUACUACCUGCGUUAUCCUUUCGUCAGGGAGUUCGUAAUGGACAGGGGAUCGGAAUUUACUUGCCAGGAGAUGUAUGAGUUGUUAUCAAGUUUCUGGGAGCAUGCGAGGCGUAUAGGCUGGACCAUGGCCCAGGCAAUCGAGAGACUGAAGGGAGCAGGCAGGUUCGAGGAGCUCAUUGCCAGGAUUCGUAGGGAGGCGACGACGAGGCAGGAGGUGGAGGCGAGGAUGGAAGAGUUGCGACCCUCGCCUAUGGGACCAGAUGGCAGGCCGAUCCGUUUAGAGAUCGAAAAUGUGGCAGACUUCAUCCCUGCCUUCGAGUGGUUCAUGCAGGGGCAGGGUAUACCGAGAGAUAAUUGGAUGCAGACGCUACCACUCUGGACCAGGAAGGCGGAAAGGUCACUGGCUAGCCAAGUCAGAAGCAUGGCCCGGGACUGGGAGAGCUGCAGGGCACAUCUGAGAGAGGCCUUUCGACGGCCAGAGCCCCCUCAGCCCAGAGUUGAGAGGCGUCAGAGGAGUCAGAGGCAGAGGGACCCUGAGCCCAGGGAGGCGAGACCGUGUCGAGGAGGACGGAAGGCCCUAGCCAGGAGAGAGGAGGAGCSAGAGCCGGAGCCAGAGGCUGAGGAGCGAGGGGUGUACCCUGAGUGUGGGUUGGGACCAGUGGAGUUCCAUCGGUUUGCCGAGGGUGGAUUGAGGAGGUCGCCAUCACGCACACAGGAGGAGCCGCCAGCGUCUGAGGAGCCUUUGAGGGAGUYGRAGGYGMRUUUGGAUAUCUCUCAGUGGAGAGCGUCGCCUCGGGGUGAGGAGCUUGGAGAGCAGGCAGAGGAGGUGCCAYGAGAGGAGGUGCCACAGGAGGAGGUCCAGGAYACUCAGCGAAAGAGAGGGUUGGGCRAUGAGGAGAGACGUGCAGGGAAGGAAGWRAUAGAGGUUGGAGAGGACACGCCCCCUCAGACGCCAGCGGUGGGCUUGAGACUUGGAGAUGCACGUGGGAGCACGAGCCAGACAGGAGGGGAAUUGCAGAGAGAGGAGGCCCCAUUGCCUUCAUCAGAAAAGGCUCCUUCGCGAGAGGGGAGAGCAAAAAAGAGGAGAGAAAGGGCAGCUGUAAGGAGAGAAGCCUUGACCCUGAUUGACAGGCACCUAGCGGCUCAUGCCCUGGAGCACCCGGACUUGGAGGAGCCAGCACCUGCAGAGCCGCGCCAGGAGCCGUGCCAGCCCGAGAAGGAGGUGGAGGCAGAGAUCCCGAAGAGGGCGGAAGAAAGGUUGGAUCGCAAAAUCAAGUUCCUGGCCAAGACAACUUUUGACCGGUACUUGCAAUUGGAGAGCGAUCUGGCAAAGAAGAAGAUAAAGGAAGCAGGCCAUGGAGUACGCCUGGAGGCUAUGGAGGUGGAAAUCCAGGAACUCAGGGCAUUGGUGGCCAGCCAGGCAGCUAUCAUCGAGAGCCUGAGGCAGCGAUCUCAAGGAGAGGCGGACAAGCCAGAGAGCAGCCGACAGGGAGAGCAGAGGCAGCCAGGACAUGGGUUGCCCGGACAGCCAUCUGUAGCAGGGACUCGCCAGGAGACACCUAUGAGGAGAGUUAUCCUGGAGCCAGAGGACGCGAGAGCCCAGAGGGAGGCAGAGAGAGAGGCCUUCGAGUUCAGAGCCCCUACUGAGCUCGCGACGCUACCUAUAGCAGCGACGGGCCCAGUUAUACCUUUGGCAGUUGAGGAGGGGCUACCACCAUCCAGUAGUGAGUCAGCUCAGGGCUCGGCAGAGGGAUCUAUGGGCGUGCUUAUUGAGGCAGUGCACUCAAUGCAGGAAGAGGCCAGUUUGUUUUCGCCUGAGCAGAGGAUAGAGGAGUCUCUCGAGAGAGAGAUGAGGAUUGAGGCUGAGGGUGUCAUCGAGGGCGGGCUCCAGAGGUUGGGUACGCCUGAGUAUGGGCCAGAGGGGGUUGAGGACCGACCUGGACCGAGUACCCAGGAGGAGGAGACACGAGAGGAACCUUUGGAUAAGCCUCAGAGCCAUGAGUUGAGCAGGGAGGCCAGCGAAGCACCAUCAUCGUCGGGGUCACAGAGGGGAAAGAAGAGGCCCAGAUGGUGGUUCGAUACAUCCUGUUUCUUCUGUACCAAGGAGGGGCAUCGAGCCUUGCAGUGUCCUAAGUUCCUGAAGGACAAGGCCGAAGGGAAGGUUACAGAGGAAGGAGGCAGGAUGUACGAUAGACAGGGCAGGAGAGUAGAGAGAUCUGCAGACGGGGGUAGGGCUCAGCUAUAUAGGCAAAACCAGGAGGAGAUUAGUGAUCUGGACUGAGUUACCUAUAUGGUUGACAUGCUGCGUGUAGGACUAGA